AUGUCUAGUUUUAUUCCAAUGGUGUCAGCAUCACCGCCUCCCAUGGAGGAUGAGAAAACUUUUGGAUGGGAAGAUGAUGAAGAGUUUGGAACAUUUACUGGAGCUAAUGAUAGUGGUUCCAAGGAAACAAAUUCUGAAACCGACAAGAAUUGGUCCAAUACAAUUCCAAAAUCACCGGAAGAAAGUCCUUCCAAAGAUAUUGACUUUGCAGACUUCAAAACAUUCAACGACAACAUUCAAGGAUCAAAACCAAAUGUAACCGAUUUACCAUUGAAUUCAAAUAUCAUAUCAAACAACAAAAUGUCGCCCUCAUCUGACAUAAACAAAAUGUCUGAAAGUGUGGAGAGUUUAGAUUUGAGUGAAAAAAAUAGUACUCAAACAACUUUAAAGAGAGAUUCUGAUUCAGGGAUGUUCAGUUCCGACCUCUCACCCAUUCCUGUUGCCAAGGAGACGCUUGCGUCUGAAAACUGUGAUAAUGAUUACCCUGAAUCUAUAAAACUCAAUGAUUCUAGUCCAGAAACUCCUGAAGAAAUGACAAUUUCAGAACAUGAUAAUGGAUCGAAAGAAAUUCCUUCUCAAGCAGAUUUGGAUUUACCCACCUUAGUCGAAAAUGAUGUACUGGUAAAUGAUAAUUUAGAUAAUGAAACUUCAAUAAAGGAUGGAAGCCUUGUGGAUUCAGAUGAAGAAUUUGAUGAUUAUAGUUCUAAUGUUCUUCAAGCACUAUCUUCAAAUGCAGCACAAUCUUCUAUAAACCCUCCAAUUAAUAGUGACAGUCAAUUAACUGAAUGUGAUGAUUCUGUUGUAAAUAGUAAACCUAGUCUUGGACCAACUUCUCAACUUUCUUGCAGCGCUGAUGAGGAUGAUUUUGGUGAUUUUGCUGAAUUUUCAGACAAGCAGUUACCAAAUGAGUCCAAAACCACAACCAUAGUUGAAUCUGGUGUCACUUCUGCAACAACUGAUACCGGUACCAAAAGUGACAUGGCUGUACCCCUAACAGAUCUAGAAAAAGAAGAUCAUGUAAAAAUAAACUCUAAGGAUAGGUCCGAUCCUCAAGAAAAUGAUUCAGUCAAAAACUCUGAUUCCAAUUCAGGUACUGCCAUAGAGAUAGGACCUAUACAUGAUUCUCCUUCCAAAGUUGAAGAAUCUUCAAGUGAUGGCAAAAAUCCCGAAAAUGACAGCCCAUUAAAUGAUCUCAGUGAGGAUGAAGAUGCUAAUUUUAGUGACAGCCAAAAUGAUGUCAACGAGACAUUUCCUAAUUCAAGCGAAAAAAUGGAUCAAACUGAUCUCAAAAGUGACACUGUAUGUGAAAAAGUGCCGCAUGAUAGUGUAGACAGGCAGACAGAAGUGGAAAAUGUGGAUAUUAAUAAGGCAAACGAUACUGACAAGCAUAAUGUGUUGAAUAACAAACUUAACACUGAUGAUGACUUUGCUGAUUUCCACAAAGCAAAUGAUAGAGUAAUUGAGAAUUGCACAGAAAAUCAGGUUAAAAGUGAUAGUGAUGAUGAUUUUGCAGAUUUCAGCUGUGCUAAAGUUAAAUCUUCUGAAGAGAAUGAAGAAGGCUUUGCUGAUUUCAGCAGUGCAAUUUCAACCCCUCUUACUAACAAUGAUGAAUUUGCUGAUUUCAGUCAUGCAAAAUCCGAGGGUGAAAAUCAAAAUGAUGAUGACUUUGCAGAUUUCAGCAGUGCAAAAUCUACGAGUGAGAAUAAAUGUGUUUCACCAUCUCAAAUUGAUGAUGAUGAUGACUUCGCUGAUUUCAGCAGUGCCAAAUCUGAAAAUAAUAGUGCAAUUAAAAGUGUGACGCAACAUUUUACUGAGAACAAUAUUACCAAUAAUAAUGAUGAUGAUUUUGCUGAUUUCAGUUCAGCAAGUAAGUCAGAAAAUUUUGCAAAUUUUGAUAGUAAAAAAGAAAAUGAUGAUUGGGGAAAUUUUUCUGAUGAUGAUAAUGAUGAUUUUGGUAAUUUUAAUGAAUCAGCUGUGAUACAAGAGGCGCCCAAACCUGCAGCAUCAACUGUUUCUCGGACACCUGGUUUAGAGAAGAUUGCCACAGUUAUAGAGACAUGUUUUACCCGACAAUUGCAAUCAGAUAUUGAUGGGAAGAACUGUAAUAUUAUAAUGUUAGAUAGUUUACUUCAGGGUUCUGUAUAUACACAGACUACAAAACCUCUUACACACCAAGAUAUAUUAAAGAAAGUUUUAAAACAUAUAGAAGAUUAUGAUAAUACGAAUGCCUUGAUGUAUUCGUGGAAGAAAUCACAUAGUAAUAAUAGAUUGUUUAAAACAUUGAGAAUAGAUACACAGAAUAUGUUAUUUGGUUUAAAGAAACAGGUAGUGCCAUUAUCAGUAACAGGGUUAACUUUACUAGAACCUAUUAGAGGUCAGCUAGAGUCUAGUAAAAAAGGCAGGGUGUUAGCUAAUUUAGUGGAACCAACUUCUACCGAUUCCAUCCCACAGUUACAGGACAUGCCCCCGGUUGAGUUUGACUGGCACAAUAGUGGUCUCACUAAUCCAUUAGAAGCCAAAACUCUGGAUUUAGAUUUUAUGGUUUUGCAAGAAAAUGAAAAUAAUGCCAAGACCAGAGUUUUCCAGUCUGAGCUUUUAGAUGCACCAAGAUCUUCAGUUAAACCAAUGCAGCCAUUAGAAGAUAUAUUAAAGAACAUGAAGUCUACCACCAUGUCUACUCCAUUCUCAGAAACUCCACGAACAGAAAACUUAUCAAAAGAAGCAGAUGAUGUCAUUAAAUCACUACCUCUUUUAUCUUUUAUGAAGUCUAAAGUUUUAAUGUUUAAGUUGAAUUCUUAA
This is a messenger RNA of Lottia gigantea (owl limpet), 2799 nucleotides long. RefSeq lists its product as hypothetical. Lineage: Eukaryota; Metazoa; Mollusca; Gastropoda; Lottiidae. Gene Ontology annotation, cellular component: trans-Golgi network membrane; AP-1 adaptor complex. Gene Ontology annotation, molecular function: clathrin binding. Gene Ontology annotation, biological process: intracellular transport. The record is from RefSeq and is a predicted model, not a curated record. Bases 1 to 2799 code for a protein of 932 amino acids. The transcript has 7 exons.